Paecilomyces variotii is the source of this 3017-nucleotide messenger RNA. Its product is annotated as Palmitoyltransferase akr1. Gene Ontology annotation, molecular function: palmitoyltransferase activity; protein binding. The record is from RefSeq and is a predicted model, not a curated record. The coding region runs from base 350 to 2560 and encodes 736 amino acids. Gene Ontology annotation, biological process: protein palmitoylation. Lineage: Eukaryota; Fungi; Ascomycota; Eurotiomycetes; Eurotiales; Thermoascaceae. The transcript has 6 exons. Gene Ontology annotation, cellular component: Golgi membrane.
UAUCCAUCGGCGGUCUCGAAGCUAACUCCGACUUCAACUGCGCGCCGCGGAUUCUCCCCAGCUGCGGCUAAGUUCAAUUCUCAACGUGUACGCAGAGUCCGUGGACUAUUUCUCUUGUUGUUUCUCAGUCUUUCAUUUAGCAUCAGCUUUAUUGUGCUGUUCGUUCGAAACCCUCUACCCAUCAUCUCCCUCGGACGCGGAUAUGAGUCUCCCUGCGGUUACGCUCCCCUAAAUUGCCAACCAAACCGCCGUUGUUCUCGCCGUCCACCAUCCGUGGCUCUUAUAGAGAGUCUUCGUCCCAGAACAGAUUUAUUUCCUAUCGCAGAAUUGGCGCUCUAUCGUUCCCGAUAUGUCCUCUUCGGAAUCUCACAAUAACAGCGCCGCUGGUCGGGGCUCCCUGUCAGCGCCUAAUGGAAAGACAACCGCAGCGCCUCCAAGACUCACACAGCACGACGAUGCCGUCGAGCUUAAGAAUAUGGAAUCUGGCCCGGAAGCCGUCAAGUCUCCUUUACCGAUCGAGCAGGAUAUUAUGCAGCUGGCGCGCCUAGGAGAGAUUGCAGCAGUACAGAAGCUAUUUGAGAGCAAGCAGUUUGAUGCCAAAUACCGAGACGAGGAAGGGAUUACACCUUUGCAUUGGGCUGCGAUUAACAAUCAAUAUGCCAUGUGUAGGUUCCUUCUGGACUCUGGCGCGGACGUGAACGCGAAAGGCGGAGAGUCUGUUGCUACACCAGCCAUGUGGGCUGCUCAGCGGUGCCAUUACUAUAUUGUCAAUCUCUUGCUUCAGCGCGGAGCCGAUCCUCUUCUCACCGAUGUGCAAGGAUAUAACAUUCUCCACCUCGCUACAAUCGACGGGAACGCUUUCUUGCUCAUACUGCUCCUCCAUCAGGAGAUACCGGUGGAUGUGACGGACGUUCAAGGGCACACGGGUCUUAUGUGGGCGGCAUACAAGGGGUUCCCUGCUUGUGUUGAUCUGUUUUUGCGAUGGGGUGCCAAUGUGAACGCUGUGGAUGAAGGUGGAUUGACGCCUCUUCAUUGGGCCCUAGUCAAAGGAUCAGCACCUUGCAUACAGAAAAUCCUCGAGUAUGGCGCAGACAGGUUCGCGAAGACGAGGGACGGGAAGUCGCCCUCGGUCGUGGCGCAAGAGAUGAAUACCACACGAGCAUGGCAUCGCGCGCUGGAUGAGUGUGGUUACGACAUUGACGGAAAUACGAAGAAUGCCGCUGGUUGGGCCUCACUGGCACAGAACAAAAGCACUGUAUCGAAAUUCUUCUUCCUUUGGCCGUUCUUGACUGUGUUCGUGGCUGUCUACAUCCUCAGUCAUAUGCCAAUAUAUGCGGCCGUGCCAAUCAUGCUAGUGGCAGUAUUCUCGUUGCAGUGGGUAGCACAGCAGGUUGCCAAUCAGGCCCCUUCAGAGUACAGGAUUCUGCAGAGAACGCCCUACCUAGCGGGCAUCUUUGCAGGAUCUCUUUUUUGGGUGGGAGUACGAUAUGUGACACAUAUUCUACCAACAACUUAUUCAUCGCAUCCGAUUCUCAAUAUCUUGUUCGUGGUUUUCUACGGCUUGACGACUUAUUUCUACAUCUUCUCUAUGACUUCAGACCCUGGUUACGUGCCAAAACUCAGCAGCAGGAAUCAGCAGAGAGCAGUCAUUACCGAAUUGUUCGAUAUCUGGAAAUUCGAUGAGGAGAAUUUCUGUGUGUUUUGCAUGAGCAGGAAGCCCCUACGAAGCAAGCAUUGCAGACGUUGUGCGCGCUGUGUCUCGAAGCAUGAUCACCAUUGCCCCUGGAUCGAUAAUUGCGUGGGAGCGAACAACCUACGCCAUUUCGUUCUAUACAUUAUCACUUUGGAAGUAGGAAUCAUCCUGUUCAUACAGUUGACUAUUGCCUAUAUCGGACUGUUACCUAACCCUGAGGUUGUCGAGUGCAACGUCAUCAAGGAUAGCCUCUGUAAUAUCGCCCUGCGGGAUACAUACACUCUAGUUCUCAACUUUUGGAUUGCGCUUCAAUUGGUUUGGGUGACAAUGCUUUGUGCUGUUCAGCUGGUCCAGAUUUCUCGAAACCAGACGACGUAUGAGAAUAUGCGAGGUCAUUCUAUCGACCAUGCUCGCCCAAGCUCACAAGCUAUUACGUCCGCCAUUGCCGCAGGGACAACCUCACUCGACGCUGCUGGACUAUCAGCUUCUGGUCAUGGUCCUAACCCCUCACUUUCCGCUGGGGCUCCUCAUCGUCACCGGCAAGGAUGCUUCAAGCAGUGGAAGAUGCUCCUUGGUCUUGACAGCUUUCUGGCAACGGCCCGAGGCGGUCUCAGAGAGCGCCGCGGUAAUACUGCUCCCAGAAACCCUUUCUCUCGAGGAAUCGUCAGCAAUUGCCGAGACUUCUGGUGUGAUUCUGAGCCCUACUUUGGGAAAAGAGAAUCCGGAGCCGCAAUGCUGGGCGGCGAGAAGGUCAACUAUAACCAGAUGUACGAGGUACCACUACGGAUGCGCAGAGGAGGUGGAGGCGAUAGAUCGCAGGGCGCCUAUGCGAGCCUUGCAGCCGAAGACCCAGAAAACGCGGUCUAACAGUAUAUAUACGUUCCUUCUCAUGACUAACGCAUCCCCUUUCCUUUUGGCGGAUGCUCUCUAGGGGAGUUGGCAUCGACUCAGCAUUAUACCACUCUGUUGGCCUGGGGGUCAUGGCCAUUUCAAGUCAUUUAUUUGCUAUCCCUGGCGGACAGCCGGACAGCUGAUAGUUUCGUGUACGUUCAUAUGAUGAUCACCAAGGUGGGUAUAGAUGGAAUAGACACUGCAUGAUUACUACAGUUGAAUGGACGCUCCGUUGAUUCCCGAGCACGAAAGGAGGUGCAUUUCAUUUUUACUUCUUUUUAAAUGUGAUUCUUCUCUUCACUUCUUUUUGUGUUAUGUACAGUAUAUCUCCCUCGAUGUACGGGCUUCUUUGCGAUUUUUUGCUGGUUAUCUUCAAAAACAUAUAGCAGCACUUCUUAUAUAUAAUAAUGGAUUGUAAACUACAAGAUCAACG